AUAUAUUUGGCCAAGGAAGACUAAUAUCAUGGCGGAAAGCCAAGGACGAUGAUACAAGUGGCUGAAGGGGAGGAAACUGCCUUCUCUUCGCUUCCUCUCUUCCCCUGCAUGCUCUGGUCGUUUCCCUUCUUCGAUCUACAGAUCUUACGUCCUCUCUCUCUCUCCUUUUGCUCUCAAGUGGUCACGACGUGAAGAAGCUCACUCACGAGCAAUCGGAAAUGCCCUCCCAGAAGCAAGCCACCCUGUCUUCUUCCUCGCCCUCUGCCGGCUCUGAAAACUCUUCGCCGGUUGCAUCCGCCGCCGCCGACCCUCCCGACGAGAAUCCCAACUCAGCCGCUGGUGACGAGGCCAAUUCGCCUUCCCAUUCGACUCCUCCCCAAGAACAAGACGAUUCGGACGGUGAAGGUGGCAGCAGCAGCACUUCCUCGCAGAGCUCCGACGAGCAGGAUGAGUACGUCCUUGUUAAAUUAAUGGAUAUACGAAAAGAAGUACAAUGUCCUAUAUGUUUAGGAAUUAUCCGGAAGACAAGAACAGUAAUGGAGUGCCUGCAUCGCUUUUGCAGAGAAUGUAUUGACAAAUCUAUGCGACUUGGAAAUAAUGAGUGUCCAGCUUGUCGCACUCACUGUGCAAGUAGGCGUUCUUUGAGAGAUGAUCCGAACUUCGAUGCUUUGAUUGCAGCUUUAUACCCAGAUAUUGACAAGUAUGAGGAAGAGGAACAGGUGGUGGAUCCUCCUCACCCCCUGUAUUUCGCCAUCCGCCAUUCGAGCUUGCUGUUCUCAGCAGGGACAGCCGCUGGAUUUUUGCUCUCUCAAAAUGUCGUUGAUCACCCAUGUUAUUAUGCCCUAGCUAUUCUACAACACCUCCCCACUAAAUCAACUUCCCAAACAUCUUCUAGGAGCCUCAGAAUGAUAUCAGAACUAGCUUUUCAUGAGGAAGAGAAAACCCGCUACAAGAAGAUACAAGCAUCCAUAGCUGAGACAUUUCGGCGACAAGCAGAAGCACUCGGGAAGCGGAGACCAAUGCCUAAAUCCUCUACCGAAGCAUUCAGAAGAUCUGACUGUAGUUAUCGAGCCGGACAACGGCAAAAUGGUUAUUUUCGUGGCAGAGGUAAAACUGCUGCUCGGAAUGCUUCCCCAAUGGUGUCUGAUGAUGACGAAGAAGAAGAAUAUGCUAAUGGUAAUGAUGCUGGCAAAGAUUCAUCCUCUGCAGAAGAGGCUUCUCCUGAUAGAAGGCCCAAGAGAUGCAGGCUGAUGGCAGCUCCCAGGUCUUCGCCAGCCAGAUUAGUCGGUAAUGCCGAUCUUGGAUAUGGAGAAAAUUGUGACUUCGACAUGAACCGAGAAACCUUUCGCACUUCCCCAUUACGAGCUGGAAACAGAGAACUCUCAUGGGGUAAAGGUGGCGCUCGAAGCCAAACUCGACACGGUAACAGCAGUGGUUUGAAUGGAAGGUUUGUGAAGGCUGCUCGGUUAGCCAAGUUGAUGGAAUACUUGCGUAAUUUGGAUGAAAAUGAAAACGAGUAUGAUAUACAUCUGAAGCUGCUACCUUUGAAUGAACAAAGCUUGAAAUUGGACAGUCCAUAUAUUUGCUGCCCACCAACCAUAUCUAUUAAACAUAUAUGCGAAUUUAUUGCUAUUCAAACAUCAGUACAAGUUGAAGGGGUUACAGUAUUUGUCAAAAAGCAUCAAACCGUACAAGAUGAGAAGGUCCAACCAGAUUCCGAGGAACUACAGGUAUUGGAUAAUGAAGCAUCACUUGUUGGAUUGCUAUCCUCUCUCGUCUCCGCUCGAGCUGAUCUGGAAUUAGUGUACAAAGCUGAUGGCAAAAGAGAAACAUAGAUGAAGAUAAUUAUUACCUGCUCGGCAUCCAUUGAUUUCUGGCGAGCCUGUUGAUCUAUAUUGUUGGGUGUGUAUCCAAAAGUUAGGGCUGAGAGAAUAGUCGAUCGAAGUUCAAAUGAAAUCAACAAAUUCUUGUAAAUCACUUCGGUGCUCUCUCUACUUGAUCAAUGGAAGAAUGUCCUAACCUGCUUGUUUGGGGCAAAUUUUCUUUUCCUUUUUUUUUUUUUUGUUAAAUUUUGUUGUGGCUCUGAAAAAUAGUGUUAUUUAGAUGAAAAAUUGGAUAAAUUUUCUUAUGCUUCCUUCUUUUGGGGAGAUUUGGAGAUUUACAUCCAUACCACUCAAAUCUUAUGUAUUUAUAUGUCUAACAUAUCUUUGUGGGCUUCAGGAUAUGAAUGCAUUGAAAUGGGUGGUAUGAUUAUGAUUAUAUUAUUUUACUAUUUCGUUAU
This is a messenger RNA of Phalaenopsis equestris, 2281 nucleotides long. Its product is annotated as putative E3 ubiquitin-protein ligase RING1b. Bases 219 to 1835 code for a protein of 538 amino acids. The transcript has 11 exons. The record is from RefSeq and is a predicted model, not a curated record. Lineage: Eukaryota; Viridiplantae; Streptophyta; Magnoliopsida; Asparagales; Orchidaceae.